Molecule: messenger RNA, 7422 nt
Organism: Asterias rubens (European starfish)
Lineage: Eukaryota; Metazoa; Echinodermata; Asteroidea; Forcipulatida; Asteriidae
Product: kinesin heavy chain-like
Exons: 26
Coding region: 370-3747 (1125 amino acids)
Biological process (GO): mitotic spindle organization; microtubule-based movement
Molecular function (GO): ATP binding; microtubule binding; microtubule motor activity
Source: RefSeq, a predicted model, not a curated record
GCAAAAAGUAGGUGGAUACUCUGUGAAGUCUCGCCGACUUUGCAGUGUAAAUAGCAAAUUUAUUAACAAAAGUGUCGUAAACUGCCGCUGUAAUCCUGCCAUGUCGGUGCUGAGGAAUCCACGGCGUCCGUAGACACUUCUGACGUCUCAAUAUCGGCGAUUCAAGGGUGAAACUUACGUUUUUAUACCCGAUGAUGAUGUGCAGAAAAUCGCCGGCUGUGUGCAUAAAAUCCCAUUGAAUUACAUUAGCACUGACUCAGUGACAUUGACAUUGCAACAAUAUUGAGUGUGUAGUUUGUGUCAAAUAUCAACAAAGAUUGAAACUGGGCUACAUUCCUUUACUGCAGAACUGAGAACUAAAGAACAAACAUGGCUGAUGCGGAUGAGUGCAAUAUUAAAGUGGUAUGUCGGGUGCGGCCGAUGAACAGCAGCGAGUUGGCGUCAAAGUCGACUGUUGCCACCAAAUUCCAAGGAGAUGAUACUGUUUCUAUGGGAGGAAAAGUUUUUGUCUUUGACAGAGUUUUCCGACCGAUAUCAACACAGGAAGAAGUGUACAACAAAUGUGCCAAAGCCAUCGUCAAAGAUGUCUUGGAAGGAUACAAUGGGACUAUAUUUGCAUACGGGCAGACAUCCAGUGGAAAGACGUUCACUAUGGAGGGUGUCCUCAAUGAUGACUUGUACAUGGGAAUCAUUCCUCGUAUCGUUCAAGACAUCUUUAAUCACAUUUACCAGAUGGAUGAAAGCCUGGAGUUCCACAUCAAGGUUUCUUAUUUUGAGAUUUACAUGGAUCGCAUUCGGGAUUUGCUGGAUGUUUCCAAGACGAAUCUCUCCGUCCAUGAGGAUAAGAACAGGGUCCCUUAUGUGAAGGGUGCUUCGGAGCGCUUUGUCUCUAGUCCUGAUGAGGUCAUGGAGGUCAUUGAUGAAGGGAAAUCCAACAGACAUAUAGCCGUCACAAACAUGAAUGAGCAUAGUUCCCGUAGUCACAGCAUCUUCCUGAUCCAAGUCAAACAAGAAAACGUCGAAACUCAGAAGAAACUCAGUGGAAAACUCUACUUGGUGGAUUUAGCUGGUAGCGAAAAGGUCAGCAAGACAGGAGCGGAGGGAACCGUCCUGGAUGAAGCGAAGAAUAUCAAUAAGUCUCUAUCGGCCCUUGGGAACGUCAUCUCUUCCUUAGCAGACGGAAGGAAAACUCACAUCCCGUAUCGAGACAGUAAAAUGACGAGAAUCCUGCAGGAAUCUCUGGGAGGGAACUCUCGUACAACCAUCGUCAUCUGCUGCUCUCCAUCCUCAUUCAACGAUUCAGAGACCAAAUCAACGCUCAUGUUCGGACAGAGAGCCAAGACGGUGAAGAACACGGUGACUGUGAACAUCGAGUUGACGGCCGAGGAAUGGCGUAACCGAUACGAGAAGGAAAAAGAGAAAGUGACUAAAUUACGGACUCAGCUACAAGCGACAGAAGCCGAGCUACGCAGAUGGCGCGGUGGAGAGUCUGUACCAGAGAAUGAGCAAGGCAACAAGAACCAGAACAUCUUGAAGGAAUUGAUGCCACCCACGGUACAAACAGUGACUGUAUCUGUCUCUGAAGAAGAACGUCUUAAAUGGGAGGAGGAGAGAGCUAAGCUGUUUGAACAACUCGAUGAAAAGGACAGCGAGAUCGACAGCCAAUCCCGUCUGACCGAGAAACUCAAGGAGCAGAUGCUGGACCAAGAAGAGCUUCUUUCCUCAAUCCGGAGGGAGUGUGAGUAUCUUCAAACUCAGAUGACUCGUCUUGAUACGGAGAACAUGGCUGCUAAGGAAGAGGCUAAGGAAGUCUUGCAAGCGUUGGAGGAGAUGGCUGUCAACUACGAUGAGAAGUCUAAGGAACUCGAGGAUAAGGCCCGCUCUAAUGAGUCGUUGACGGAGGAAGUCGGUGAAAAACUGAAUUCCCUGAAUAUCAUCACGGCACAGUUGGAGAAAGUUCAAGAAGUUGAGCAACAUCAACGACAUAGGACUACUGAGAUGAUGACAAGCUUGCUGAAGGAUCUAGGGGAGAUUGGUGGUGUGCUCGGAGGAAAUGUAGCUGACAUGAAGCUGAAUGUUGAGAAUAUUGACAAGGUAGACGAGGAGUUCACCAUGGCUCGUCUGUACGUUAGUAAGAUGAAGACUGAAGUCAAGACGCUCCAUCAACGCUGUAAGGUCUUAGAGAUGACGUCAUCCACUAGCGCCAAGAAGCUGGAGGAAGAAGAGAAGGAACUAGAUUCUUGCAGGAUGCUUAUCUCGCAGCAUGAAGCUAAAAUUAAAACAGUGAGUGAGAAUCUCCGUGAAGUAGAGUUUAAGAAACAGAGUCUGGAGGACAAACUGGACAUUCUGAAUGAGCAGCUGGAGCAAGUCAAUUCACAAGCAGCCGCCCAAAAGAAAACGUUGGAAGGGAAGGCUCUGGAAGACAAGGCUAGGGAGAGUGAGGAAUCGGCCAAGGAACUGAAGGCUAAGAUGGAAGCUCAGAUGGAGAAGCAUCGGGAAGCUCACCACCAACUCCUGACUAGUCUCAGAACGGAAAUCUCAGAGAAGGAACACCAGAUUGAGGAACUCAAAGACUUGAAUCAGAAUCUGACUCUACAGCAGGAGAAACUUCACCUGGAUUACGAGAAACUGAAGCAAGAAGAAACAGAAAAAUCCCGUAAACUCAAUGAACUCAGUCAACAAGCUGACCGAAGGGAACAAGCUAAGCAAGACUUGAAGGGUCUGGAAGAAACAGUGGCCAAGGAGCUUCAGACGCUGCACAACCUGCGUAAACUCUUUGUGCAGGAUCUGCAGAACCGAGUCAAGAAAGCCCUCGAAGGCAGCGAUCGGGACGACGACGCAGGAGGCAGCCAGGCACAGAAACAGAAGAUCUCCUUCCUGGAGAAUAAUCUGGAACAGCUGACUAAAGUACACAAGCAGCUCGUCCGUGAUAACGCCGACCUACGCUGUGAGCUGCCGAAGCUUGAGAAACGUCUACGUGCAACCUCAGAGAGAGUCAAGUCACUCGAGGCUGCCCUGAAAGAAACAAAAGAGGGCGCUAUGCGUGAUCGCAAGAGGUACCAGCAAGAAGUGGACAGGAUCAAGGAAGCAGUCCGUCAGAGGAACAGUGCAAGAAGAGGCAACUCCCCACAGAUAGCCAAGGCCAUCCGGGCAGGUCACCCGCCCCUCUCUCCGGGCAACAUGGGCAUUAGAGGUGGAGGACAGGUCAUCGGGCUCCGUGGGGGCGGAGGGCAGGGGCCAAUCAGGUCGAGCCCCCAGCAGAGUCCAGACGGUAACGUCAAUCACAAUCAACAGUUCGGCCAAGCUAAUUUGGACAAAUCCAAUGUGUUCAACUUUCCCGCUGGUACCCCGUCGCCGUCGGCCAGUGACAAACCCGUCCGAAGGAAACAUCACUCUCAGCAUCGUGCCCGCUCGCAUUCAAACUCCAAACAAGACAACCCCAACUCCUCCCACCACCAACGACAAUCCCAGCAUGCAUCAUCACCCAAUGUGUCCCAUGAUGCAUCAGAGGGGGCUACGGGGGCGCAAUCAGAUCCCUUAUCAACAUCAAGCAGCUAUAAUAACCUGAACUCCAACCAGAAUGAUGUGGAGAACAUGGAAAGAAAGGCCAAGAGGCUACCCAAGCUUCCUGGAGCUAAACUUGAUUCAGCUGACAUUGCAGCAAUGAAGGCAAGGGGACGACAAAAGACAUCUACUAAUAACACAAGCAAGACGCCCAUGACUGCCACCGGUGAACCAGCAAGCUAAUGAUUGUAGAUUUCAGCAAACAAAUCACAAAGAAAGAUAACAAAAAAAGUAAGGAAAAAAAUAUAGACAAAAACCUAGUGUUAAUGAAAUUUGAAACUCACUGCUAAUGUAGUAAAGUUAAGGUGCACUAUAUUAGGCUUUUAAUGAAUUUGGUCUGGCUUCCUGACUGUGGGUGGUACAGUUUUAUUCAUACAUGUACAUCACAGCGCCAGACUUUUCAAUUCAAGCCAACCUUGCUCAAGUCAAGACAACAUUGGUCACUUUCCAAGACUGCACAUCCUGGAUUUCAAUGAAUCUAUACAUGACAUCAUUGUCACCAGACUGAAUCUUGCCAUACUGCUUAUUUCAAAAUGGCCGCUGGCUUAACCUUGGUAGUUAAGACAGGCGUAGAAAAAAACACAAUCUAGAUGAGUUUUAACGACUACAAAAAUAAGAGAUUUACUGACGGCAAAAUGUACAACUGGUUCUAUAAGUAAGAUACAUUAACUUGGUGUAAUGGCAAUUCACAUUAUUUCAAUGAAAUUGUAUAAAAUAUGGGAAAUUUGUAAGUAAUCUGAGCCUAAUCUUAGUGACAUUUUGGCAAGUAGAUUAAAAGAUAAAUAGAAGCUUCCUGUAGGAUUAAAAAAAUAAAUAAUAAUAACACAAUUUGGAUGUCUGAAAACAUCUCUAAAAAUAUAACAACAAAACUCCCUGCAUGUGUUAAUAAUGAAGUCUUGUUUGGUGUGUAACUCAACGCUAAAUUAUUACCUAACAAAAUGUAUUGGAAUAAGUUUUUUGUAAAAAAAAAAAAUAACAGUUUUGUCCAAAAGUGUUCUUUGUACGUAAAACUGUCUACUAGAAAGUGAAUACAUGUAGCUUAUAAACAAAGGUAUGCAUUGUAUCUGAUAAUGUUCAAAUAUUUCGGGCAACAAAAAUGACACAAGUAACAUUUGAAAGUUUCUGCACAACAAACAUUAAGUUGACCGCUUGUUCACAAUAUUUUGUUUUCUAUUCAACAAUUUGUUAGGAUUCGCAAUAUCAUGACGGGAUAUAAAAUGUGGAGUUUGGAAAAAUAAUUCUUUUGAUACAAAGAUUGAUGCAUCGGUCGUAGUUAAAGCUAAAUGAAAUUGUCAAGAGCUGUAUACUUCAUUUUCAUCUCUCAAGAAAUUGUUUCUCUUAACGACGAGCAGAGUAUACUGUUCGAAAUGUCAAGACAACACCAGUUCUUCUCAACACUUCUCCGAAAGGAGGUUUUGCACAUGAGUUUACCUACAGGUUUACAUUUUAUAGCUAACGUGUCAUCCACACCAAGCAAAGCUUCAAACAUCACUUAAAUUGUUUCUGCUUUCAAAUCUGUUUCCACAUACAAACAAGUACAUACAAUUUCCAAAAUAAUUGGAGACUUUUGGGACUCUUGGUGGCAGCAGACUUACCAGGUAAAUCCAUUGUUCUCGGUAAAGUGUGCACGCUCAGAACUACGUAAACAAUUUAAACUUACUUGGUAAGUGUGCUGCCAUCUAGUGUUUUAAAGUAUCCCAUUGUUACUGCCAUGCUUAAAUCAAGGGAAGAAAACAAACUUAAAAAAUUAAAUGCAAACUCUGCGAUUGUUUGGACAUCUCUGUAAUACUUUGAACUGUGUCCAAAUCCAUUUAGUGGCAAAGCAUUCUUAUAAAAUGUGCUGAACAGUUUCUAUUGGGGACCAGUGGCAGACAGUCCUAAAAAAGCACAGCUUUAGCCUGUAACCUGCGAAUGCAAAGCUUAGUGACGCAUUGUGGCUUAGCAGGUUUAAUGAAAAUUCACCUCAAUAUUUCAAGUAAUUGAGUUUUUAUGUGUGCAGCAGAUAUGUGUAGAUUCAAAUCAUUAAUUACAUCUAUCAUAAAAAAGUAAACUAGUUUAAUUUAUAAAUAAUUUCAAAAUUACCUUAUUUCUCUUUAAAAGUUUGUUUUCUUUUUCGAAAAGAUAGAAACUUGAGAGGAGUAAUAUUUGUAUAAAUACAACUUUUUUGUCUGUUUUAAAUUAUAAAUGUGAUUACAAACAAAGUAUAUUUAAUUGUAAGUCUUUUAGAUUAGGGCAACAUGUUUUAACUUUCCGAGAAAUUGUCCAGCGACUUUUUACUGGGAAAGUUAAUUGGUCAGUCAAAUACGCACAUGUCAAAAAACGCACAGGCAUUUCCUAAAGGAGUUCCAGUUUUUGUAGAUAUAGCGAACUUUAGUAGACUCUGGAUGACCAGAUAGUGUUUUUGAAUGUUAACACAAUAUAGCGCCCUCUGGAGCCAAAAAGUUCCUCACUUAUGUAGCUCAUCACUGAUCCUAGCCUGAACCUCUGGGCCCAAUUUCAUGGCUCUGCUUACGAUAAGCACAGAAUCGGCGAAUUCUGUGCUUACAGCAACGUAUUUCAAGGGUUAGGGGCGAAUUUUGGCUUCUGUGCAUGCGUACUCCUUGUUACUAGGCAUUCUACGCUUUCAAGGCUAAUGCAGAAAAAUAAGGUGCUUGCAUGUAUUACGGGGAAUCGUGAUUGUAAGCGCAGAAUUCGGCGGUAAGCAGACCCAUGAAAUUGAGCCAUGAUGUAAGACCAGAUACCUGCCUUGAGCACCUGGCAGGAUCCUGCCAGAUGUACCUUUGACCUUGCAUCCAUUUUCAUAUGGAGAUUCACAGUCAGAUCACGGAUACAUGUACACAUAGUGAACAAAACAAUAUUAAAUGCAUGUUGAAACAUUAUGCACCUGCUGCAUGCAGACGAUCGAAAGUGCAAGCUGACACUACAUCACCUCAGAUCAAUCAUAACACAGAUAUAGAAAGCUUGCAUGGUUAUCCAAUGGAAUUAUUGUGUUCAAUGAAUUCAUUGAGCCUAUAAGACCACAGACAGGGGACCAGGCUACCCUGACCCUGCCAGCCCAGCUCCAGUUUGUGUAUUGCAUUCGACCAGGCUACCCUAAUCCUGCCAGCCCAGCUCCAGUUUGUGUAUUGCAUUCAAUAAGUCUUGAUGUUGUUAAUUUUCUGCUGUCUGCUUACUCCCAGAUAUUCCUUUUUAGUUUCCUUCGCAUUCCAAAUGUCUCCCCCUGACAUUUAACCCUAACACUAACCUUUCACCUCAACCCCCACCCCCCCCCUAAACUAAUGAGUCCAACCCCAAAUUCGUCCCCCUCUCGUUCACCAGCUCCUUUGCAGUGUUCAAGUGAAAUACCUUACCAUGUGAGGUGUGUCGUGCUAGAACCUGCUUGAGUUUUCAACUAUUGUCUUACGUUUUUACGUUUAUUUCAAAUGUUCGAAUCCUGAAGUCUUUUAUCGUCUCUGUAUCUUGAAGAAACUGGUCUUGGGUGAAAUGCUUUCCUCGGCCGAUUCCAUUCAAAGUACUGGUCAGUUUGAAAUAUUGUAUCGGUUACCAGCUUAUCUUGUGUACAAAAUCUACACACUGUGUGUGGCUGGUAAUCUGUAUCAAAUUUUAGAAUUUGGCCCCAGUUUUGGAUGCAUGUCUUACCUGAGCCAGUCGACCUUUUAGUUGACCUCCAACCUUUCAUUUGACCUAUGAAAUAUUGUGUCAUUGCAUUUGAAAUCAUUGCAAAGUUGUUGUCUGUGGCUUAGAAAUUAUUUUCUGUGAGCUUAGUCAUGUCGAAAUACUGUGUAAGAGCAAAUGCUUGUUUUGAUGUUGGGGGGGGGGGGUUGGAUUUGGCUCUUGUAGGAUAUUUCAUCCUUUUCU